Labeo rohita (rohu) is the source of this 1170-nucleotide messenger RNA. It is a transcript of the gene ndufb2, whose product is annotated as NADH:ubiquinone oxidoreductase subunit B2. The record is from RefSeq and is a predicted model, not a curated record. Lineage: Eukaryota; Metazoa; Chordata; Actinopteri; Cypriniformes; Cyprinidae. The transcript has 4 exons. The coding region runs from base 120 to 425 and encodes 101 amino acids. Gene Ontology annotation, cellular component: mitochondrial inner membrane.
GCUCGUUAUUAACAGGCCAAUGAAACAGCCGCUGCAAAGGUGACAUUUAGCUGUCUGCUCACCGCAGUUCAUCGGAUCCAAACUAAUUGUAAAAAGACAGUGGUAACACAAAAAUAAGUAUGUCUUCUCUUGGGAGGACGGCGGGUGUCCUCCGAACUGGCCUGCAGCUCUUCAGACGCGGACCUCAGCGGAUGACCGUCAGAAAGGCAGGAGGAGGCCCUCAUAUUGAACCCCAAUACAGACAACCUCCUCAGCUCACCAAGCACCAGAAGUUUCAAGCAGAGCUGCUCAGCGGUGCCAUGUGGUUUUGGAUCCUUUGGCACGUCUGGCACGACCCGGAUGCCGUACUGGGUCACUUCCCAUGGCCGGAUACUUCAGCAUGGACAGAUGAGGAGCUGGGAAUCCCACCUGAUGAUGAAGAGUAGAUUAGCCCUCAACGUGCACCAGAUCGCAAAACCCGUGCAUUUUCUCUAAAGGAAACUGAAGGUUCCUGUUAAGUGUAUGGACUUAUUAUCAAGUCCAAUUGUAAAAGUUGCAUUAUGAAAUAUAAAUAAAUAAAUAAAAGACAUCGACGCUUGAAUUUUGUCAGUAGAACAGUGUUUAUCACUUAACAUUUGGUAAAGGGAAAGGGGAAAACAGUGUGAUCUACAAAACAUUUCCCUCAUCUUAUAUAUACAUUGCAUUUUGAGAAAAUCCAUCACAUCCAAAACUUUCAAAGAGAACUCUGGGGAAAUUUUUUGAAGAGGAGCAACAGAACACAGCAUUUGAAAACACAGUGACAUUAAGUCUAUACCACAGUCGAAAAUGGAAAUGAAUGCUAGAGAUUAAUAAAUACUGUACAAUUAAUGCGUCUGAAGACAAGCUUGAUUUACCAAAGCUGAAAUUUUCAAAGGGUGCUCGUCUAUUUUAAGGUUAGUGAGUGAGAACAGAGGAACAUUUUGUCAUAAGACACAUGCGCAAAACUCAAAACUGUAACAAAGCCUGAGUUUUAGCAGUUUUCCAACUCAGUCAUCCAAAAUAGUGCAUUUCUUGAACCUACAGUUACACAACAGUCAAGAAUAGCUGAUCAAAAUCUGUUCUCACAAACUCAAGAUUAUUUUUUUAUAUACUUUACAUCGGGACACUUUUGUUCUGAAUCUCGGAUUACGUCAACCAGACCAAAAAAAGAAA